Molecule: messenger RNA, 3183 nt
Organism: Xyrauchen texanus (razorback sucker)
Lineage: Eukaryota; Metazoa; Chordata; Actinopteri; Cypriniformes; Catostomidae
Gene: socs3a
Product: suppressor of cytokine signaling 3a
Exons: 2
Coding region: 233-862 (209 amino acids)
Biological process (GO): intracellular signal transduction; phosphatidylinositol phosphate biosynthetic process
Cellular component (GO): phosphatidylinositol 3-kinase complex
Molecular function (GO): 1-phosphatidylinositol-3-kinase regulator activity
Source: RefSeq, a predicted model, not a curated record
CACACAAGUACAAAUAACAGUACUUUCAGCACAAGAACAAUGAAGAAACACUAACUUCUCUUAAGAGUACAAGCUCACUACAUUGGAUAUAUUAAGAAAGUUCUCGUCUACCAACAGAAACAUUAAGGUUCCUGUAACCGGCUUUAAGAGACUCACACUUCCUCUGUAACCCAUUUCAACAGAGCUCCAUAUACAGCGUGGUACAGGCAGCCUAAGGUUUGUGCACAGCGCCAUGGUAACCCACAGCAAGUUUGACAGCGCAAUGAGCAGCAGCCUGUUUGACGCAAACAUGCGGCUGCCGUCUCACCGUUACAAGACCUUCAGCUCCAAACUGCAAUAUCAGAUGGUGCAACACGCUGUCCGGAAUCUUCAAGAGAGCGGCUUCUAUUGGGGCCCCAUCAGUGGCAAAGAUGCCAAUCACAUGUUAAACUCAGAGCCCAGUGGGACCUUUCUGGUCCGAGACAGCUCGGACAACCAGCACUUCUUCACACUCAGCGUCAAGACCGAGCUGGGCACCAAGAACUUGCGAGUCCAGUGUGAUAGCAAGUGCUUUUUCCUUCAGACGGACUCCAAGAGCAUCCAGUCCGUUCCUCGCUUCGAGUGUGUGCUCAAACUCGUCCAUCACUACAUGCCAUUGUCCAGGAGUCCACUGUCGAUAGGAAACUCACAAAGUGCUUACUACAUUUACUCAGGAGGUGAUAAAAUCCCCCUGGAGCUCUUGAGACCGCUACAGUGCACCAUGUCCUCUCUGCAGCAUCUGUGCAGGAAGACGGUGAACGGACAUAUAGACGUUUCCAGCAAAAGAGACCAGCUGCCUCAACAACUUAAAGACUUCCUACAGGAGUAUGACGCUCCUAUCUAAAUCGAUAGAGUGGUGGAACAUAGAUGUGGCUAUUUUGAAUGAAGAAACAAGAAGCAAUGAGGUCGUUGAAGCAAGUGUGGCAGAUGCUAAAGGCCUCUUGGUGCUUGAUGGGCUGAGUUUAUGAGAAGUAUUGAGCUCUUCAUGAUGAUUUUGAGUGCUUUCAUUACUGAAAGACCAGCUUAGCAUGGCCGGGUCUAAUGGGGGGCUAGAGGGGGCAUGGCACCCCUAGAUUGUGCUCCCAUCCAACAAAGAGACAACCAGUUGCCAACCCGAAAGAUCAAACUGCUCCCCAUAAAAGAUCACAUCCUAGUGCCGCCAAAGGCUUAGAUCAUACAUUUCUUUCUGGUCUUUCUGGAGAAGGGGGUUAUGAAGCCUGGUGGGGACACCUGCAUCCAAAACACAACAUAUGCCGGUGACUGUCAAUGCUAGUCUUUUCAACUGGGGGUAUUCUUAUGUGACUGAUGUUCAAGUGCCAUUUGUACUGUAUUUAUGCCUGUACCAGUGCCAGUAUCACCAAUCGCAGCCUCUGCACUUCCCCCGAAUCAGCAAGCCUUUUAACAGGAACCAGCCUCCGCCUUCUUCCAAGUAAAUAUUUGUGCCUUUCAAGGGAAAAGGGAAGAAGUGAGUUACUGCACACCACUGAGGCAAAGCGAACAUGCUGUUAAGAAAUUUCUUCUAGAAGGGAACAAACGAGUCAAAGAAAUGUAUAACUUGACACUGAGAAUGACACAUAUAUAUAUAUAUAUAAAUAUGGGGGUGAUUCUUACAAAACAUGUCAAGAAAAUGUGUUACUAGUUUCUUUUUAUUUUGGAUUAAAAUAGGACAAGGUCAUUUUCUUGACACGUUUUGUGAGAAUCACCCAUCAUGGACAAAUGUCAGAAUUCUGUUUAUACUUGAAAGAGUGACAACUUUGGAGAAAAAGUUUUUGGAGUUUGAGGAGGGUUAGAUCCAAAGUUGAGUUUGACAGGAAAUGUGGUUGUGUUUAAUGCCAGGAGCAGUUUAAAAGAGAUUGCUUGUUAUUGAAUGUAUUAACACACACACACUCACACAGGUGUUGUCUGUCUAAAAAAUACCCAUGUUUCACCUUGUCAUACAAGAUAUUUUUUACAUACUGUAUAUGAUGAUACAUUCAGAUCACUUAUCUUUUGUAAAGAUAUAUGGAACAUUUGUCUCGAUAAUGCAUAUUUAUAUUUAUACAACAUUUCAAUAAUUUAUUAAAGAGCACUAUUUUUGUACAAACAAACUCCAUGUUUGGUUAUUCAUUUUUAUGGCCUAUCUUUUGGAGUACAUUACCACAAGAACAGAAUACAAUACUUUGUGAAAUUUCAUUUGCGUAUGAAUCAUAGGUAUGACUGUCGUUUAUGAUUCACAUUCCAGAUUCAAAGUGGAUUCAAAGAUAUUCAUGUUAGGGAGCGGGAAUGUUCCUCCCCUCUUGGUCUGACAAGGCUGUUCCAGUAAGACUUUGAUAUGAGGAAGCUCAGGAUUACAGUCAAUGCUUUACACAGUAUUUAAGGGAACAACCUUGGAUAACAUAAGCAAAUUAUCACAAGCAAGAAAUUACAUAAAAAAAUGGUUCUAGGGCAUAAUGUGUUGGUUUCAACUGAAAAGUAAUAUCUAUAAAAUUACAUUUUCUCCUAGUGUACAUAAUUAAUGCCAUCUGAUUCUAUUUACUUGAUUUUAAAGACAUUUUUAAACCCAACCUAAGUUGUUACCUAACGUAAUUGUUAAUUAUGAACUGUUGUCUCUGGCCACUUGUUGGCUGCGAUCAAACUCGUUGAUUAAAAAAAGUGUUGAAUUAUUCUUUAAAUAAUUUCAUAUAUAGGCACAAUUCAUAUUCAUAUAUUAGUCUACAAAAAAACUUUCAAGUAUACUGUAUAAGCAUAAUCCAUAAUCCAUAAGUUUUUAAAGUUCAAGAGAAACAAAUUCAGUCAAAAGUAUUCAAACAUUUGACUGGUACUCUGUGUACACGGACAGCUGAUCUUCCUUCGUCAAAAAGCUUUUGGUAACUCAGUUUGUUUGCUUUACAUGGUAGAGACUGUAAUAAUGGGGAAGAGGUGUGACGGUUGCAACUUUUGAACUCCUUUGAACUCAGUCUGCUGGGAAACCAGUCAGGUUUCUGAAGUCACGCAGUGUUGUGGUGUACCCAACAGCAAUGGAAUGCAUGUACUUAAACAGCUGGGGAGUGUGUAUGAGGGUUUGUCUGAGAGUGUGUGGGGGACAUUGAGUGUAUUUGUGUGAGUAAGACAAUAUGUUAGUACAUAUGACUGGAUCUAUAUACAUCGCCACAUAUAUCAUCACAAUAUUAAAAAUGCAUCUGUAUG